GGGGGAGGGAUCACUCAGGCCGUGAGCCGUCCACAACAAACGUAGCGCUCAGCAGACGCUACUUGUUUUUUUGGAUCUUUUCUUUGACUGGGUUUCUGGCGUUAAUUGACAGAUUUUGUUCUGUGUUUAGAACGGUAUUUUCUUUGUGACAUCAAAGUAUAUCCUUGUCAUAAUGGCACACUACAAAGGUGCAGCCAGCGAAGCUGGCCGAGCGAUGCAUCUUAUGAAGAAGCGAGAGAAAGCUUUGGAAGAAAUUGAGUAUCGUAAGAAAAAGAUAGAAGAAGAUUUAAAACUUAGCAAUAUAGAGAAUAAAUUUGCUGCUCAUUAUGAUGCUGUUGAACAGCAACUCAAGAGUUCGACCAUUGGUCUUGUCACACUUGAUGAAAUGAAAGCCAAACAAGAAAAUAUUGUCAAGGAACGUGAACGUAAACUAGCACAAAAGCAAGCAGAGAAAGAUAGGGAGAAACAAAGAGCCUUAGAAGCUAAGCAAGCUGAGAAGGAUCGUCAAAAACGUCAGAUUCAGGCUUUGUCAUUUAACCUUGAAGAGGAUGAGGAUGAAGAGGAAGAAGAGCAUGCAAUGCCAAGUUUGAAGAGGAAACCUGAAGCUACAGUCACAUCAGACAGCAUUGCAGAUGUACCAAUUAAGCAGGAACCCUUAGAUCAAGAUCUAAAUGAGUACAUGGCAGCUAUGGAGCAACGAGCUAUUGACAAAAUGAUGGGAGAGCGUAAUGGCGAGCUUACAAGUGAUGAUGGAGUGGAACAAAAAUUCACGCCCCCAGCCAAAAAGAAAAUCAGGAAGAAUCCUGAUGUAGACACCAGCUUUUUACCUGAUCGUGAACGUGAGGAAGAGGAGAACAAACUAAGAGAGGAGCUAAGACAAGAUUGGGCAGCCAAGCAACAGCAGCUCAAGGAAGAAGAAAUUGAGGUAACUUUCAGUUAUUGGGAUGGAUCCGGCCACAGAAGGACUGUAAGAAUGAAAAAAGGCAACUCAAUUUACCAAUUCCUGCAACGAUGUUUGGAGAUUUUGCGCAAAGAUUUUAGUGAGUUGAAGACUGUAAUGGCUGAUCAGCUGAUGUAUGUCAAAGAGGAUCUCAUUCUACCGCACCACUAUACAUUUUAUGAUUUCAUUGUAACCAAGGCCCGAGGUAAAAGUGGACCCCUGUUUACAUUUGAUGUGCAUGAUGACAUAAGGAUGACAAAUGACGCAACCUUAGAGAAGGAAGACUCCCAUGCAGGAAAGGUUUUAUUAAGGCAUUGGUAUGAACGUAACAAACAUAUUUUUCCAGCCAGUCGGUGGGAACCAUAUGAUCCCACCAAGACAUAUGCUAAGUACACCAUUUCUGAUAAGCACAAAAAGAAGCAAUAAUGUUAAGACUUUGCAGAAUUUUGUUUAUUUAUUUAUGAGCAGUGGUUUGAUCACUGUUUCUUGUGGUUGACCAAAAUCUAUGUGUCACUAUGUUACUCUGUCUCUUAUCUAGAUUUAUGUUACAUAUUUUCUGUAUUUUGUCUAAUUAAUUCUUUUUUAAGUCAUUCAUAUGUUAAAAGCAUGACGGCUACCAUGCUAGAUAUCAAAUGUGAUUAUUUUUUUUUAAAUGGUAAAUUUUGAUUGUUAAUGCACUCCAUCAAGCAAUAAUAAUUGUUCUCUCUUCA
This is a messenger RNA of Thrips palmi, 1650 nucleotides long. Its product is annotated as protein FAM50 homolog. The record is from RefSeq and is a predicted model, not a curated record. Gene Ontology annotation, biological process: chromatin organization. NCBI's taxonomy places the organism in Eukaryota, Metazoa, Arthropoda, Insecta, Thysanoptera, Thripidae. Bases 173 to 1366 code for a protein of 397 amino acids. The transcript is spliced from 8 exons. Gene Ontology annotation, cellular component: nucleus.